Messenger RNA from Penicillium samsonianum, 1848 nucleotides. Its product is annotated as stress-regulated transcription factor RPN4. Gene Ontology annotation, biological process: regulation of transcription by RNA polymerase II. The transcript has 4 exons. The record is from RefSeq and is a predicted model, not a curated record. Lineage: Eukaryota; Fungi; Ascomycota; Eurotiomycetes; Eurotiales; Aspergillaceae. The coding region runs from base 1 to 1848 and encodes 615 amino acids. Gene Ontology annotation, cellular component: nucleus.
AUGCUUAUGUACCCACGUAAGGGUCUCAUCACCGAUCCAUACAACUCAGAAGACAUCAUCAUACAAGACGACCAGUACCCACCUGAUUUCUAUUCCGAGAACGCCUUGCACUACGAUCAAUCUCGUUUGCAAUCACCGUUCCAGUGUCAUCCCGGUGUACAGCUCUCCCCGCCAUCUUCCGCACCUUCUUCACCUGCUUUCUCCUCGCCUACCUUCUCGACAUCUUACCCGCAGACGUCUGACUCUCAGUCUUUCGGGGCUCCUUCGAUGACCCCAGCGCCUUCAUAUAACCCGUCAUACGACAUCCAGGGUUCCAAUUCACCUUCGCACUACUUGCCUCAAUAUCCUCAGCAAUAUUAUACGCCCAUGCUGGUACAACAGCCUAUCGCAAGUAACCAGGGUUGGGAUAGCAACGUACAGUUGUUGAGCCCUGCGCGCAUCCCAUACCCCGGUGUGCAAAAGAGAUCCUCGCCCUCGGCAUCCUCGCGCGCAGCCCCCUCAGGGUUGGCAGCCAACAACUACCACCGCCGCUCCAACAGCGCCAACAAGCCGCUACCCACCCCGGUGCAAACGCCUCUCCAGAACUCAUUCCUUGCGACCCCCUUCCAAAGUUUCGAUCCCUCCUCCCAGGAUGGUCACAAUGCCGAGGCCGAGUCUGCUAUGAGAAAAGCGAUCAUGGACCAGCAGAAGCAAUCACCCCCGCAGCAAAUGCAGAACGACUACUCACUAGCUCCAUCGGUGUCAACAAUAAGCCAUAACUCGCCGGUGACUCCGCAGACUACCCUCGACGAACUCGACGACGCAUCCAAGUCGAUGACCAAUGAAUACAACGGCGCCAAUGGUGCCAUGUCAAUUGGAGUCCCCAAGCUGAACAGAACCAUCUCCGAUAUAUACCAAGACGAAUUAUAUAACCCGACCAUCAUGGCAGCGCCCCAGGCGUCCAAGCCGAUGGGACAAAAUCACCUCAACCCGCGCAAUUUUAUUGUCGAUCGCCUGCAAGCUGCCAACCAGGGACACAUGUCUGCUCGUUCGCAAUCGCCUGCCAACAGACGGGAUCACUCACCUUUCCGUCCCUCUUCCCCAUUCGCUGGUGACAUGAGCAACAAUGCUCUCCAGCAGCCCCAGAUGGCUACCAGCAUCCCCAUGGGACAGAACGCUAUGAACGGCAUGAACGGAAUGAACAUGGACCAGACCUCGAACACUGGAGAUAUCAAGACUAUGUCCCCCAAGGAUGCAGUCUUGGAUUUCCACGACAACGAUGAUGCCAUGCCUUCUCUGUCCCCCCAGGCCAGGCUGAUUUCAACCUGGAUGCAUCGCCCUCAGAAUAAUCUCUUGCCGCAGAGUACCGAUUUCCCUUCUCUCCCAGCAGUGGAAUCUACCGAGAGCUCGUCUCCGAGUCAAAUGAAUAUGCCAAUUACAGAGGGUAUUUCUCGUCCCGCCAACACAUCUUCGGAUGCGGGCACCUACACUUGCACCUAUCACAACUGCACAGACCGCUUCGACUCCCCCUCCAGACUCCAGCGACACAAGCGCGAGGCACACCGACAAACAACACCGGGCGGCCACCUUAUCAGCCGCGACACCUCACUCCGCAACACCCAGGCUGGCCCGCACAAGUGCGAACGCAUCAACCCGUCUACAGGCAAAGCAUGCAAUUCCAUCUUCUCCCGGCCCUACGAUCUUACACGGCACGAGCAUACGAUCCACACCGCCGGGAAGCAGAAGGUGCGCUGUCAUAUCUGUAACGAGGACAAGACCUUCAGCCGAAACGAUGCUCUGACAAGACACAUGCGAGUGGUUCAUCCCGAAAUUGACUGGCCAGGCAAACAGCGCAGGAGGAGAGACUGA